AUGUUCAACAAUAUUUUCAAUACAGUGAAAGACGCUGCUGGAACUGUCGCCAAGACGAUUGAAGAGCAAAAUCGUCAGAACGCUCAAGCCGGAUCCCAACAACAACAUGCCGAUGUCGAAGAAGCUGUUGGAAAAGUCGACUCUCAAGGAGGAAAAGUUCAAGUAACAACUGUUCACGAUGAAGCCAAAAAAGAAGAGCCAAAUAAGGGAUCUGAUUUUCUCGCUGACUUCUUGAAUGUUGCUCAAGAAGUUGGAAAAGCUUACGGUAAAACGUUGGAGGAGCAGAAGAAGCAGCAACAACAAGCUGGAGUUGUCGAAGAAUCUGUAGCAAAAGUAGAUUCGCAAGGCGGAAAAGUGCAGAUUGCUACUGUUCAAGAUGAGAAAAAGGUUGAGCAGAAACCAGGCACUGACCUGUUAGCCGGUUUCAUUAAUGUUGCUCAAGAAGUUGGAAAAGCUUAUAGUAAAAGUGUCGAGGAGCAGAAUAAGCAAAAGAAUCAAGAAGAGCCAAUUGGCAAGGUUGAUUCUCAAGGAGGCAAAGUUCAAGUAUCCAGUGUUCAGGAGAACAAAGAUACUGCUCAGCCGGCUGCUGGCUCAUCUCUCCUCAACAAUUUCUUGAAUAUUGCUCAAGACGUUGGAAAAGCUUUGGAGAAGAAGACCGAGGACGGACAUCAAAACACCAAUCCUACGCCUGUUGCACAGAAGCCAGCAGAAAGUAAGGAAUUGAACGAUAGCGAUCUGAAAGUGAUCGGAGAGAAUAUUGGAAGCAUUGUUAGCGGAUUGUUCAAGAAGGACGAGGAAAAAAAGUCAGAAUUCAAACCCGAGCCGGUUAUUGAUGAUAUCGAAGGAGAAAUUGGAAAGGUCACUACGACGGGAUACACUGGACUCAAGAAAAAGGAAAAUUGA
Caenorhabditis bovis is the source of this 903-nucleotide messenger RNA. The record is from the annotation of a GenBank genome assembly. NCBI's taxonomy places the organism in Eukaryota, Metazoa, Nematoda, Chromadorea, Rhabditida, Rhabditidae.